Dichotomopilus funicola is the source of this 1428-nucleotide messenger RNA. Its product is annotated as amidase signature domain-containing protein. NCBI's taxonomy places the organism in Eukaryota, Fungi, Ascomycota, Sordariomycetes, Sordariales, Chaetomiaceae. The transcript has 11 exons. The record is from RefSeq and is a predicted model, not a curated record. The coding region runs from base 1 to 1428 and encodes 475 amino acids.
AUGCUGUCCCUGUGGAAUACAGCGGAGUCGCGAUUUGUGGAGAGCAAGGACGGUUGCAUCCUUUCGCCGGGGCCAUAUAUAGCACACCGUGGACGUAACUCGACAACACCAUCACCGCCAAUUCUCUUCGAGCAGUCGUGCCGCCAAAGUCUUAUUCUCUGUCCAGGGGCGACAAUUCUGGUAAAGGACAUGUUCGACAUCGCUGGCACCAAGACAACACUCUGCAACCGAGCUUGGACAGAGUACCAUCCAGUCGCGACCCAGACGGCACCUUGCAUCCAGCGUCUUCAAGACCUCGGCGCCUGGAUUGUUGGCAAGACACGUCUCAAUGCCAUGGUUAUUCGCGAGAAGACCAUGGAGUGUGUCGAGUUCCUUGCCCCGUACAACCCGCGAGGUGAUGGCUAUCAGACAUCGUCGGGCAGCAGCAGUGGGAGCUGCGCUGGUGUUGCGGCUUACCCGUGGGUCGACUUCGCCAUUGGGUCCGACACAAACGGGAGCUGCCGCAAGCCCGCGUACUGGAACGGCUGCUUCGCGGUCCGGCCGACCCAUGGUGUGCUUGACACAAGCGGUGUUGCCUCAUUCUGCCCGUUUUACGAUGUGCCCACAUUCUUCGGCCGCGAUGUAUCACUCCUACGUAAGUUUGCUACUCUCUGGUACGGAGAUUCAGAGAGGUUGAUCAAGCAACCAACUCGCAGCGCCGUUGGCACCAGAAUUCUCUACCCCACCGAUUAUCUCCCCACGCAGAAUGCGGGCCAAACCCGUCUCAUUCAUUCUUUCGUCAAGGACUUGGAAAGCCUCCUGGGUAUCAAGAGAACAGAGCUAUCACUCGCUGACAUGUGGCGAGAAUCCAAACCCGAUUCGGUGGAAGAAACGGACCUCGCCGAAUAUCUCAAGACGGCCGGGACCUUACCGUACUACAAGGACGCCGUCCAGAUUGCGAAGGAUUUUGUCGACGGUUACAAACAGAAAUUCGACAAAGCCGCUUUCCUCCACCGUGACCUACGUUGGCGCUGGGAAAUGGCGGACAACGUCACCCCCGAAGAGAGAGACGAGGGAUGGGAACGCAUCUACACUUACAGAAAGUGGCUUCUCGACAACGUCUUCCUUGAAGGGACAGUCCUGGUCCUACCCGUGGACGAAGGCAAGCCAAGCUAUCGUGAUGAUCCUCCGCCUCCCUUCGGCCUCCUCGGUGGGUUUUCGCCGCUUUACGUGUCCCCAAUCGCCGGGACGCCCAAAAUCACCGCGCCGAUCAGCGAAAUAUCCUAUCAUUCGCAAAUCUCCCAGCGAGAAGAGCCGCUUCCGAUCAGCGUGUCUCUAGCCUCGGCUCCGGGCACCGACCUUGCCCUUGUUGAUCUCAUGCACAAAACGCUGGAGCAUGGGAAGAAGCCUGUCAAAGUUCAGACUGGCCGGUCCAUAUUCGGUGGAUGA